Messenger RNA from Arabidopsis thaliana (thale cress), 548 nucleotides. RefSeq lists its product as uncharacterized. The record is from RefSeq and is marked reviewed. Lineage: Eukaryota; Viridiplantae; Streptophyta; Magnoliopsida; Brassicales; Brassicaceae. The coding region runs from base 69 to 227 and encodes 52 amino acids. The transcript has 2 exons.
CACCCAUAUACACAUAACAUAAAGUUGUAAGAAAAAAGAGAGAGACAGAGAUUUACUCAACGGCUAAGAUGAAAAGUUCAUCGGAGCUCCUUGUAAUAAUGAUUUUCUUAUUCUUGGCGCUUCUCAUAAUCUCCCACGCUCAAUCACUUCCAGGUACGCCGUAUGGCGGCCCUGGUCCGUAUCCGCGUAGUUACCCUGUGUGUUACCCACCGUAUUGCCGUCCAUGAGAGUUUCAAUUUGGUCACAUGAAUGAAUUAUAGUCAAAUACCUAUAUCAAGGUGAUGUAUGUGUGUAUAUUAUUAUAUGUUUUCAUCAUUUGAUGGAGAAUAAAAAGCUUAGGAAAUAUAUCCAUGUUAUUAUAUGUUUCAGUUUGUAAUAUGUAUAAUGAUAUUGCUGGCUCUGUCCCUUUUUUUCGCUGUCACCAUAAAUAAUUAUUGGAUUUCGAAGAGAUCAAAGCGACCAGAACCAUAUCGAGAUGGAAUGAAACUAUGAAUUCUGAGAUCUAAAUUCAACAAUGGCAAAUGGUCACCAAUCAAACUUAAAUUUCA